AUGUCGCUGACAUACGAUGCCAACUCGAAGCUGCUAGCAUUGGAGGAUGCCUCGUUUGACGAACUUAUGAACCUGUCACAGAUCAACAAGCUCACACAGAACCUGGUGGGUGAAUCGAACCCCAACUUUACACCUCAACCGCGUGAGACAUCGACCGUAAUGAUCAAGAAACUGUUCGAGACUGGUCUCCAGCAGACCAAGCAGCACAAGUUCCCCGAGGCUCUCAAGUCCAUAUCGCUUGCGCUCGAGAUGUCGCAGCGUAAGAGAGCUCCUUGGGAAGCCUUUGCUGUGCAACUUCAAGAGGUUCAAUUUAUGCUGAAAAACAGAGUAGAUCUGUGCCUCGUACAAGGCCGUUUCGUUGACGCGCUGCAAGACCUGGAGUUUUUACAAAACACGGGACUCACUACGUCUGACGUCUUCAUCCGCAAGACGGACGCGCUCAUCAAGCUCCAACAGUUUGAGCUUGCAAAGGUUGAGUGCGAAAGGGGGCUCAGUUUGGACCCGAGCAACGUGAAGCUGAAGGCAUUGCACAUGGAAAGUACUCGUAGAUUAGCGGAAUACAACGGUGAUCAGUAA
Lachancea mirantina is the source of this 576-nucleotide messenger RNA. Lineage: Eukaryota; Fungi; Ascomycota; Saccharomycetes; Saccharomycetales; Saccharomycetaceae. The record is from the annotation of a GenBank genome assembly.